Molecule: messenger RNA, 4602 nt
Organism: Blepharisma stoltei
Lineage: Eukaryota; Ciliophora; Heterotrichea; Heterotrichida; Blepharismidae
Source: the annotation of a GenBank genome assembly
AUGAAUAGUGUUUGCUGCUCUCUUUGCUCUUUAGACGCAAUCUUUAUAUCUGUUUGUAGCGAAUUUGUAUGCCCAAAGCAUAUAUUUAUAUCUGAUUGUGGCAAAAUUUUAUGCCCAAAGCAUAAGUCUAAAGGGGAUGAACUAAAACGAAUAAAAAUCCCAAUCAACGAAGAAUCCAAAGCGAUGUUAUGAAAUUUUCUCUACACAUUAAAGAAGAAAAUUGAAGCCAGAUUUGAUGAACUCAUAAUAAAUCAGAAUAAUGAAAAGGACAAGGAAGAACUAAGGUUAAUGCAUAAGGCUUUGCAUGACUGCAAUCUUUUCAUGAUGAAUUUGCUGAAGAAGAAAUUUGUUGAGGCGAAGCUCAUUUUAAGUCCCUUUGAUUAUUUUUUAACUCAGCCAAAGGAAAAAACACAACAAUACAUAGAAAAGCUUAGAGACCGGAAUGAUUUAUUAAGAUUAUAUCGAUCAGCUAAAACGCAUUUAUUUGAUUUCAAUUAUUUUAAAUUUGAAGAUAAAAAGUUUAUUCAUGGCUGGGCUUAUAAGUCCUCUUACAAUCUGCACGAUCAUCUAUUGGAUUUCUGUAUUAUAGUAUUUUUGGAUUUUAUUAAAAUAGAGGAAUAUGAGAUGGCAUACGAAUUAUAUGAAAAUUUAAAAAGUUAUUUAGAAUUUUAUCAAAACUCUUCGGAUACAAUUAGAGAUAUUUUAGCUUUAUUUGGCGAAAUUUUAAAACAAAAAAUUAUGCAAAAAAAAGAUUAUCCCCAGCUAGAAGAACAAUAUCUCCAGCUCGAAGAACAAUGAAAACAAAUAUUAAUCAAAAAGAUUACUGAUAAUUUAUCAAAAAAAUUUGUUGAUAAUCAAUAUGAAAAUAUAAAUCCUUUAGAUUUUUUGGUAUAUUUAUAUCCUGAUAUAGUGCUUCAUCUGAUAUCUAAAGACAGUAAUAUUUUUGAUUAUUACUCUCGUAUCUCUGAUACUGCAAAAUUCUUUUCUCAAUUUUAUUCUGAAAAUACUGAAAAGAUAAUUAAACAAAAGCUAGGUUUGGAAAAAGAGCGCCAGCAAAAAGAUUCAUUGGAUAUUAAUGAGUUGGCCUGCUUUUUAGCCCUUAAAAAUGAUAAAUGGGUUAAGAGAGGUCUAAAACUAGCUGAAUCUAAAAUAGUUAAACCAUUUGGGCGUUUAUUUAGUAAAUUUUUUGGAAAAAAAAGUAAAAAAAAAGAUUAUUCUCAGCUCGAAGAAUCAAAACAAUUAUUAAUCCUAAAUCCUGCUGAUAAUUUAUCCAAAAAAUCAGAUGAUAUAAAUCCUAUCGAUUUGUUGAAAUAUUUAUUUUCGAAUAUGACACCUAUAGAUCCUAUAGAUUGUUUGGUAUAUUUAUUUUGUGAUAUAGUGCUUCAUAUGAUGUCUAAAGACUGUAAUAUUUCUGAAUGUUACUCUCGUAUCUCUCAUAUUGCAGAAUGCUUUUCUCAAUUUGACUCUAAAUAUAUUGGAAAUAGAAUUCACCAAGAGCUAGGAUUGAUCUAUUAUGGCAAUAAAAACUAUGGCGAAGCAAUAGAACAUUUUAUGAAAUCAAUUGAUUAUCAUAAAGAGCGCCUGGGAAAAGACUGAUCGGACAAUAAAGAGUUGGUCUGAGAUGAAUCCUUAAAAUAUUUAAUUGAAGCCUAUCGCUGAAAGGCAAAAGCACAUAGUGCACUAAAACAGAAUAAAGAGAUUAGAGAAAUUCUAAAACUAGUUGAAUCUAAAUGUUCAGAAACUAAAGAUAAACUUCUUUACGAUGCAACGAUUGGAGAGAUUUAUUAACGAUGACCCCCCUAAUCUUCAUGUCUAUUGCAACAAAAAUUUUUCGAAAAAAUGUUCAUGAACAUAACAUUUUUAUAAAAAAAAUUUAAUGCAUUUUUCUCUAGGUGAGUUUCUCAAAAAAACCUUAAAAACAGCGCUUCUUUAGGUGUGCCAAUGACCUUCUCAUCGAGAUUUGGACGGCUAUUGUCAUCGCUCGCCAUUUUAUUAAACUUAUCUAGCUAAAAAGUACGGAAAAAAUUUAAGAUGCGCAUCGAAAAUUUUUUGCGAGAGGAAUAGGAUUAGGAUUAUUACAGGCAGGCGCUAGCCAUAUUGGUGACGCAGUCACCAAAAAACCUCCCCUACAGAAGCUUCUACCGUCUAUCUCUCUUACGAGUGCUCUUCCGGCACCUUCUGUCUCCUCCUUGCCUUGUGGCUUCAGUCUUGAGUGGGCAGCUUAUGGAUUCUGCGGAUUUGCUACGGGCGAUUGGAGUAGCUUGAUUCUAAGGAUCAGCUCCUUGGAGUCUAUCGGGUGUCAAAGUGCCUUCCUUCGACAGCCACAGCAAAAAGACUGUUCCCCUGAGGUCUGGGCCGAAACCCCCAGUUUCUCGAUAGAGGAAAUGUCCAUGGGUCCUCGGAUCCAAAGGACGUUGUUGAUCACCUUCAUUUCCAGCCACAGGAAAGCAGCCAAAACCUACCCGGAUACACACUUCUUGAGCCUGCGUCUGAUUCUCGGCUUGGAGUCCUUCCAGUUCGCCGUAGCUAUAAGGUCUGGACUGUUGCUCCCAAGAGGGCAGGUUGACACGUGUCGACAUUUUAAUCUAUAUAAUUUGUUGCAAGAGACAUUAAGAUUGAGGGGAGUCAUCGUUAUUAUCUCUAUGAUUUUGAUAAAGCCUAUAAAAUAAUAUGAAAAUGCAUUAAAAUAUGUAAACAGAAAAAGUUUAUAAACUCGUACGAAUUAUCAAAUUUAAGAUUUUUAUUAGCAGAUAUUUAUGUCUGAAGAGGUGAUUUUAAAAAAGCACACGAAUCUCUUUGUGAAGCUAAAUCGUUCUACAGCAUUUUACCUAUAGCAGAUCCAAAUGAGCAAGAAAUUUAUAAAACAUUUGGAGUAUUCUAUUUAAAUAGGCAGUGCUAUGAUGAUGCUCUAAUAAACUUUGGAAAAAUAGCAAAUAGAUGACCUAGUCAUGAGCUGUUAUUUGCUAACUCACCCCUCCUUGAGAGAUCAAAACCAUUGGAAAAAUCCUUAUUUUUUGACCAAAAACCCACCCUCAGUGAGCGAAAAAAAAAUUUUUAUGAAAAAAUAAUUGAUAUAUAAGUGAUAAUUAAUAUAAUGAAAUAUCUAGCUAAUUCUGUUUAAUUUUAAACAAAUUGCGUUUUAAAAUAUAAAUUUUAUAAAUUAAAUUAAUAUUUGUUUUCCCAAUUUUUGCGAAUUAGGAUUUUUAAAAUUUUUAAAAAAAAAAAAAAUUAGCCCCCUCGUGAGCGAAUCUUUUUUUUUCUUCACUCACAGAGGGAGUAAGGUUUUCUAUGGGAAUUGCUUAUUUUUGAAAACUGGAUUAUCAAAAUGCACGGGAUUUUUUAAAUGAAGCAAAAAGCAUGAUGUCUAGUUAUACUGAAAGUAAUAAAAAUGAGCUAUUUAUUGCAAAUGCAUACCUUGGAGCAUUAUGCUAUCUUCAAGGCAAUUUAGAAGACGCUGAUAACUACUUUUUUGAAGCAUUUAAGCUUAUUGAUUACUAUGAUUUUUUAAAUAUUGAUAUGUUUCUAUAAUGCGUUGGAAAAUUUUUCUUAACGGUGUUGAUAGGAUCGGAUGAUACAAUUAAUUUUAAAAAGAAAUUUUAAUUGUUUUAGCUCAGUAUCUCAUAAUUCAUAUAAAACAAAGCUCGCUUUGUCAUGGUUCCGAUAGCCUGAAAUAGAGUAAUCUAUUUUAUGCUUACUUUGAUAGCUCAUAUUUUUUUAAUAGAAAAUAUUACACAUAGUCAUUCCUUUAGCAUGAAAAAGUUAUAAUCGCUAUUUAAAAUUUAUUUUAAAUUAUAAAAAUAUAAGUCCCGGCUUGCGCUUAUCUGCUACAUCAUUAAUUUAUUUUUUUUUAAAAUUUAAAAGUCGAAGAACUUUUUGCAUAACCAUAAGCUUUUUUAAACAUUUAAAUUUAAACUUAUUAUUCAUAGCUCUUCAUUUUCCACACAUUGGAUUUGAGUACAACUUAAACGAGAAGUGCCAUUUUUAUCAAAUUUUUUUUCAUCUAGCAUUUCUUUUUGAAAUUUAUUGCAUCAUCAGAUCGAUCAACACCGUAAGACAUUUUUUUCAACGCAUUAUAAAUCCCAAAGAUUUGUCUUUAGUUAUUUUUAUACAAAAUCUGAUUACGAAAAAUGUGAAACUAUUUUGUUGAGAUUUAAUGAAAUAUUAGAAAAUUACAAUCAUCUGAAAUUUAGAAUGCCUUUAUAUUUUAUUCAACUAGCAGAGCUUUUUAUAGCUUGAAAUAAAAAGGAACAAGCAAAAGAGUGUUUGAUUAAAGCUGAAAGGUUAUUGAAUAUAGACAAAAUUGUAUUAUUUUCUAAAGCAUCUAUAAAAAUCAAUGACCUAGAUUGUAUAAGUGACUAUAUAGAUAUUGCCAAAAUUUAUAUUUAUUUAUUUAAUAUUUCUGAUGAAAGUCUUAGAAAGGCAGAAAAAAUUUUAAAAUACGCUGAAGAGGUUGUUAGCGAAAAGAGACGCAAUGAUCAAUUUUCGAAACUAGAUGUUUAUAUAUUGCUUGGUGAUCUAUAUUUUAAAACGCAAAGAUAUAAAAAGUCAAAACGUUAUUUUAGCAAGGCAUUAGAUUUCCAGAAAAAAUUAACCAUAACUUAA